AUGGCGGUGGCAAAGGAUAUCAUCACCAAUGUGCUGAGAACCAGCCUACUGCGCUUCAUUAAAGAUGCCAGCGGAGAUCAGUUGCACUUGCGGCACUUGCUCUCUGGCACCGUGGAACUGGGUCCAGACGUGGCCCUGGCGGAACAGGCCAUACAGCAGGUGUUGCUGGACAUCGGCUUCCCCGCCUCCAUCGAAGUACUUUCGGCCCAUGCGGAUUCCAUCCGGGUCCAUAUCCCCUGGGCAAAGCUCCUAGGGCAAUCCACCAGACUGGUCAUGGGCGAGUUGACGGUUCAGGUUCGGAUUCACAACGUCGAAAGCAUGGCACAGGUGCUCGAGGGAAAGGCAACGAAUCCACCAAAGGUGGAACAUGCCUUCCUCUCGCGUCAGCGCGAACGACUGGAGGCCAUGGUACAGAAGCGGUGUAGCAAACCACCUGAAGGAGUGGUCCGACGCCUUACGUUGUUGGAGACGGUGAUUCAAGGCCUGCGCGCGCAUGUGAACAAGAUGCGGCUGGAGAUUUUUCGCACCUCGGACAUUCGAUUUGUGAGCCGCGGCACUGGCGUAAUGAAUGGCUAUGAAGCUUCCCCCAGCAGCAUGCCAUUCUUGACGAUGGAACUGCAGGGCUUCACCGUCUCGCCUUGCACGAAUGCCAAGCGCCCCACUUUGGAACUGGCUGAAGCACGGGCAGUGAUCGAUAUGGCAGGCUCGUUAGUCGAUCCUUUGACCCCCUACGCCUUCCGGCGCCUCUUCCGCAUGGAUUCCGCCGAAGCCUGGGUGGCCAAGCGGGGCGGCGACGGAUGCGAGGGACAGCUGCCGUGCUACGACCGGGCAAAGCUGCCGUGGCAACGGAGAGAGGAGGCCAUGUGGUGCUCCGUGGUGAGAGGAUUUGGUGCUUGCUGCUUGCGCACCAACAUCUACCAAGCCUCGAUCCGUUCACGGGCGCGUUCUCUCGGAGCAUACAUCGUGGAGGAGGGAGGAGCCCUGCUGGGGAUGGAGAAGAUCUUGGACAUGGAGCCACCCGAUGAUCUUCACCGAAAGCCCUCCUUAGAUGUGGACAUGGAGGCUGCGAUGGCGCUAGAGCUGGCGGAGCUCGGCGGCCACUUUUUCAGCGGCUUCGGCGUCAGCAACGACUGGCGCACAAGGCAGGUGGAACGGACCUGGUGGAUGGCCGGCGCAUUGGCACAGCCAUUGGGUGGAGACCUGACGGCCGGCAGUAGGAUCCUUGUUUUCUACGAGACCGACGUAGUAUGGCAUACCAGAUAUCUUUUGUCCUUGGUGGACCGAAGCUCCUGGGUGAUUCUGACCCCCGACGGGGACAUCUACAUAGAAGAUGUUUCAGACGCCAAUCAAGAUUGGUCAGCAUGGAGGGUUUGGCCAAUAGGAGGUCCCCUUCCCUUUGGUGUCGACCCCAACAUGGUCCACAAGUUCAACCCAGAACCCAAUGCUGCCGCUUUGCAAGUGCUCAUUGCCGAAGGGAAUCAACAUGCUCAACAAGAGCGAGCUCGUCUGGGACUUGGUGCUCCUGUAGGGGGACCAGUCGUUGCAGCCCCUGCAGCUGCCGCCGCGCCCAAUGCUGGAGGAGGAGGUCCUGCUGGUCAAGCACCAGCGCCUGUGGCCGACUUAGCAGGAGGCGUGGUGGAUCCCCCGGGCGAAGACGCCCGCACCUUGGCAAUCAGUCGAGAUGUGGACGGCAACCGAUUCAAGGAGUUCAGAAAUGCAGUCCAGGAUGCCAAGCCCUGCGAAUUCUCCGACUGGCCCAUCGCAGGACCCAGAACCACCAAGUAUGUCAUCAGCCAGAUGUUAGAUCACGGUGGAUCGCCGUUGGGACAUCAUCAGGCAUGGAGGGUGGCAUGCAAGCUUCAACCAUCCGAUGGGCCUGCCCAAGAGCACGAGGCUUGGUCGCGUGUCUUGCAGGCCAUGAUGACCUACGACCAAUUGGAUGUGAGCAACCUUGCCUCGGCGGAGUUGGUGGUCCGGGCACUGCAGAAGAUAGAAGAGCGUCACAAGCACAAGUUGGUCUCGGCCGACGAUGGGGGCGAAGCGGCUCUCUUCAUGGGAAGUUCUGGAGGUUCAAGGGCUGGCUGCAUCAUUUCUCCCAAGCUCACCGAAUGGGUGGGCUCGGAACUUCAGAAAGAAGCUCUGGUGGCCAAAGAGAGGAGGAAAGCUCGAGAAGAACGGGCCUUGUCGAGAAAGAAUGCCGACAAAGAGGACAAGGGCGGCAAGCUGGCGAACCAAGGGAUCAAAGCACUCAACGAACUUUCUGGGUGCGUCAAUUCAGAUUUUUCAAAAAAGAAACCCACCCGCGCGCAGAAGCGGGUUUUAUCCAACAUAGCUGAAGCAUAUCGGGAAGCCUCUUGUGCGGUUGAUAUCGACCCGGGAGCAUCUUGUUUGGCUGAUCUAUGCAGUGCGUCCAAGAUCUAUCAGACUGAUCGGAGUGACGUUGUGUCCUAUGCCAAGGACUCCGUGUCCUGGCCUGAGGUUGAGACCUUUCCUGUUGACCUACGGGACUGUCUUCCUCCGGCUGACCGUGAAUGGCUAGCGACUUGGCAACAGCAUAUGCUCUUGUCGACCUCUGGGAAGGACCUGGGUUCAAAGAUCAAACAACCCUACACGGAUCCCAUUUUCAAACACAAUCCCAAACAGUAUCUUGGUUUUUUGAAGGAGUUGAAAAACAGAAACAUGUUGAGAUUCAAACAGCAUGAUGGUUCUCCUGCUGACCUUGGCGUGUUUUUCGUGCGGAAGAAGAACAACAAACAACGCCUUAUCUUCGACACCCGUAUCCUCAACGAGAAAUUCAUUGACCCCCCGAAGACCGACUUGCCUUCAGCUGAUGCUUUCACUCGGAUGGACAUUGAUGGUAUUGGCCCAUUUUUUAUUGGUUCUGGUGAUUUAGCAAAUGCAUUCUAUACCCUUGCAGUCCCCGACAGCUUGGCUCGGAUGUUCACGCUGCCCGGCAUUAAGGCCGAGAACCUUGGAAUCUAUGAGGUUGAUGGCAACGCAGUGAGGCGUGACGAGUUUAUCACACCAUACCUCACAGUGCUGCCAAUGGGGUGGAGUUGGGCCUUGCAUUUGUGUCAACAAGUCAUGAACCAUGCAAUUAUCACUUCUGGCAUUGAUCACCUUCAAAUCAUCAGCGAUAAGGGUAAGCCUGUUCAUCUUGCUCAUGGUUGUGAUGUUGGUUGUGCUGGUUAUGUGGACAAUUUCGCGGUGAUUGGCACUUGCGAAGACACAGUCAAUGCAGGCCUGCGGAAGAUUGGUGAGAGACUGCGCGGCUUUGGUCUCACCGUUCAUGAGGAGUGUGAGGCUGCACAUGAGGGUGAAUUUGUUGGUCUUUCAUUCAAUGGGGUCAAGGGCAAGGUCAGCAUCAAACCUAGUCGAAUUGUGAAACUUCAACGGAGUAUUGAUGAGCUCCUGUGCAGAAAUUUUGCUAGCGGUGAACUUUUGCAGCUUGUCAUUGGGCACAUAACUUGGGCAGUCAUGGCCAGACGGGAGGACGCAGUUGAUGCCCGCAAGCACGCGGGAAAGAUAGUCGGGGCUGAGUUGGAAGCUGGGUCAAUGUCCGAUGGAUCCCAUCAGAAUGGAACUGUGCUGAUCGACCGUCCAGGGCGCUCACCCAGUGGGCUAGCAGAGGUCUUGAUAGCUGGUUUCAGAGCGAUGGGUCGCGGAAGCAAAAAGGAGGUGAAUCAGGUGAAGGCCGAGAGAAAUUUGAAAAGGCGUCAGCAAGUGGCACAGUCAACAAUAGUUCCAGUGGGAAUGACUUACCUGGAGAGCCGAAGUGUCCGGCAACCGACAAUAGCAGAUUACACCCGGCGGUAUCAAGAAUUUCAGACUUGGUGCCUCCACCUGGAUUUGAUCCCAUUGACGGCUCAGGAGAUGGACGCCACGUUGGUCGACUUUCUGCAGACCCUCUUCGACGAGGACCGCGGGAUCAACGAUGGGAUCCGGGUGGUGGCAGCCAUGAAGUUCUUUCGCCCCGAGUUCAAGAAUGUUCCAAGGGUGGCCAGAGCUUUGAAGGGAUGGCAGAUUGCUGCCCCCCCUCUCCAAAGAAUGCCAAUCCCACUGGAAGUGCUAUGUGCCAUCAUUGGCGCCAUGAUCAGCAUGAAUCAGAAAGAGAUGGGCUUCCGUCUUUUCUUUCAAUUCAUCACUUACCUGAGGCCAGGCGAGUGCAGUUCCCUGAAAGUGAAACAGGUGGUCCCUCCAGUUCUGGUCACCAAUCAGGCCUUCAGAUUUUGGGCCGUGUUGUUGCACCCAACGGAAGAUCUGGUCGCAGGAAAGACAGGGGUGUUCGAUGCUUCGAUCAUCCUCGACAGCGACCCUUGGAUCACAACACUACUGGGGCAAUUGCGAGAGGGGAAACAGCCCGAGAUGAAGCUUUGGACUCACAGCCAUGCAGAACUCAGACGGAUCUUCAACCAGUGCAUCGGCCAGCUCGGGAUUCAAAGCCUGGGUCUUUCGCUGUACUCUCUGCGGCACGGGGGGGCGUCACACGAUGUCCUGUCACGCCGAAGAUCCCUUCUGGAGGUGAAGCAGCGCGGCCGUUGGUCCAGCGAUGCCUCGUUGAAGAGGUAUGUGAAGGAGGCUCGUUUGCAAAGCGAGCUGAACAAAGUCCCCAAGCAUGUGAAAGAGGCCAUUGUGGGUCUGCCAUUGACGCGCAGCACCAGUGGGUCACUGGUGGCGCCACCGCGGGUUGUGUCGACACCGCCACAGUUGGAGGAGGAGGAGGAGGAGGUGGAGCCUGUCAAGGAGGCCGUGGACAGCUUCCUGCGCGAAGGCUUCCGCGCCGAGCGCCGCUCCUCCCUGGAGCGCCGUUCGUCCGCGGACGGCAGCAGCGCCGGCGCCGACAAGGGGAAAAAAUGGUUGCCUGGAGAAAAGAUUUUGAUGAGCGGCUGGCUCACCAAACGUGCAAAGUUGCGACCCUUCCAAGAUUCCUGGCAGGAGCGAUGGUGUGAGCUAAGCCAACUACCAAAAGGUCAUGGUCUCCUUCGCUAUUCAGCCCCCAGCGGCGGCUUUACCAGUGGCGAACGGCCGGGCGAGGUGCAACUGAAGGGCGAGAUCCAAUUGGCUCCCCACAGCGGUGCCCAUGUCACCUCCUUCGAGGAUGAGCUUGGUCGACUGCGUGGUGCCACGCGGCAGGCCUCCUACUUCGACUGGUCGCGGCAUGCCUGGCGUAUCAUGGAGGAGUUCCAACAUGGCUUCGCGCUGCAGACGGGGCCAGAGGCGCCCCACGCGGGCCGCGUCUUCUUCUUUGCCACGGAGCGCGACAGCGAGACGCGGCGCUGGGUCGCGGCCAUCCGCGGCGUGCUGGCGGAGACAGCCGAGAAGCCGCAGACCUUGGAGGAAUUCCUAGGAGAAGGCUUCACACCUUCCGCGGUUUCGCCGGGUUCGACAUGUUUGGAUGAGAAGGACAUUUCCGAGGGGGCAACCGAAGACAUUAGUGAAGAUGAAAGCAGCUGUAGCUUUGUAUCUGUGGAGGAGGAACUUGGGCCGGAGAGACCGAGGGAUCCCCCGCAGGAUCUCGGUGCCACCAGCGUGGAGGCGCUGGAAGCGAUGUUGAGCCGCGUGAAGCAGUUUCAAUCCAUGAAAGUCAACAUGGCCUCGUUGAGGGUUCGCAUUGGUUUCGACUCCAUUGCCAACCCAUUGAAAGGAAUUCUUGAUGAGAAGAUUCCGAAGCACAUGGCUCUGCAUGCUUCCUUGGGAAAUCUGCAACUGACGAUCGCCAGCCAAAGUCAGCGCCGUGGAGCCUCCGUUGCCCCUCUGGCCAAGCUCAUGGGAACGGUACCCGAUUCCCUGGUGGAGGAAUUGCUGCAGAGAAGAGCCAGCUGGUCCACUCUGUCCACUGCAGAGAUGACGGUGGGCGAGGUGAACAUCAAACGUCCUGAUUUGAAUCGCUGCAUAGCUCUGGGGCAGCGUCCACACACCAGCCGCGUGACAUGCGCGAUGGGCUUUGGGACAGGUUUGUUCUGUCUGGUGGCUUCAAAUAUCGCUGAUUUUCCGGCCAAAUUCCCAUAUUUGCUUCUUCCAUACUGUAAAUUAAAAUCGCAUGUUUUGUUUGUUCAAACGCCAUAA
This is a messenger RNA of Cladocopium goreaui, 6066 nucleotides long. Lineage: Eukaryota; Dinophyceae; Suessiales; Symbiodiniaceae. The record is from the annotation of a GenBank genome assembly.